Messenger RNA from Cebus imitator (Panamanian white-faced capuchin), 1330 nucleotides. Its product is annotated as translation initiation factor IF-2-like. The record is from RefSeq and is a predicted model, not a curated record. NCBI's taxonomy places the organism in Eukaryota, Metazoa, Chordata, Mammalia, Primates, Cebidae. The transcript is spliced from 2 exons. The coding region runs from base 6 to 545 and encodes 179 amino acids.
UCUAGAUGAUGCUGAGGUCUCCUCUGCCGGCGGCUGCAGCUUCUCACACAGCCUCUCAUGUUUCGCUCCCUCUUUUCUUCUUCUUUUUAACUAGCGCGCGGGGAGGUGCUGCCACAGCGCGCCCCUUGACGUCACCGCUUCUCGCGCGCCCCCGCCCAGGGUGGGAGGAAGGGGAGGGGGUGGCCCCCCGCGCGAGCGCGUCCCCCUGGCCCCGGCGGCCUCCUGGCUGCGGCGGGGAGGGGCGGCGGGCCGCGACGGCGGCGGACGGAGGGGGAGGGCUGCGAGCCUUCGGAGCCAGCCUCGAGGGCGCAGAACCCAGCGUGCCCGCCUCGCCGCGGCGCCCGGGUGGGGGCGUCUACCGCUCCGGGUCCCUGCCGGCCUGGGGCAGGGGCGCAGUCCCGAGAGUCCGGGACUGCCCGGCUGCUGCAGCCAGCAGGCUCCUCUCUCCUCCACUCUUCCUCUCUGCACUGCCCGGGCUAAAGGCGGCCAAGCUGAGGCUCCGAGAGAAAAGGGAAAAUUGCAACCCUUGCCUACAACCGGGCUGACAGCAUAAUUAGGAAUCAAGAAUCAACACUGGGUUAUAUCUUCAGAUUAAACCUAGAAAGACCCCUUGGAGGCUGAAGUGGGAGAGCAGGCCACGCAUACACUCGAACAUGAAAAAUGGUCUCCUUUCAUCAGAGAGCUCUCCCUCUUCGGCUAAACCGACAGAGUGGUGAAAAGAAGAAGGGAAUCCUUCCUGACCGAAAUAAUCCAGACAAAUCAAGUCGACCUUUUUUAGCAAGAAAUGGAACAGCAUAAGGGUGGCUAGUUCACAUCUUCUGCUCAUACCACCACUGAGCAACCCCCCUAGGACUGCCACCCAUAUGCAGGUCAUGCCCUGUGCAAGAGCACCUAAAGUGGGAGCUGAAGCCCUGCCCAGGCUCCAUUCACCAAGCAGAGCUUAUGUUUCUGUGUGUCUGUGUCUACCCAGAGGAUGUGGGUGCUUUUUGAAAUGUGCACCAGGGCAUCUUGUGUGAGCUAGCACCAGCUUAGACCAUCCCACCCUCAUACCCUGGUCCUAGCCAGGGUUAUGUUCCGUACUUUAGAAGAAUUAAUGAUUCUCAUGAACAUAUUCAGUUUAUUAUAAAAAGAAAUAUGUGAUGCAAAUUGAAAUUAAUUUCAGAUGUAAAGCUCAAACUAUUACCAUGUAUGUGAAUUAUGUAUGUAUGCAUAUGUAUAUGCAUACAUACAUAAUUCGAGAGUUAUAUGAAUAUACAUUUUUAGUGUAUCAGAAGUGAUGACGAUUUAACUUUGGUAACUGUUUAAAAUAAAAUUAUUUUGGGUUUUGGAA